CUGACGAUUUAGUACGCGUUGAUCAUGAUGAUGCUCAUGUAAAGAAGACAACCUCUGUACCACAAUGACAUCAAGAAGUGAAAAUCAGAAGAAAUUUCUUGAAAAUGUGCAAAUUGAUCUCAGAAAUCUAUCUCAAGAAGCAAAGAAGAAAUUUCCACAGCUAAAAGAUGCCUGCGAGGAGGCCAUCGUGAAGGUGCGCGGCGGACUGGCCAACCCAGACGUGACCCUCCCCCACAUCAGCGCCCACAUUCUCUACCCGCUGGUGCAGGGAUGCGAAACCAAGGAACCAAAGAUUGUCAAGCAAUGUCUGGGCACGAUCCAGCGGCUGGUGCUGCAGCAGGCGGUGGACGCAAAGGGCGCCGGGUACAUCACUGAGACUGUCUGGAGCCUGAUGAAGGCCAACAUCGAGGAGGUCAAGCUGCUGCAGACAGUGACGCUGCUGCUGACCACCAGUGCCGUCGCCCAAGGCGACACGCUGGCCAAGGCUCUGGCGCUGUGCUUCCGGCUGUGCUUCUGCAAGGACUCGACGAUCAUGAACACGGCCGGCGCCACGGUGCGCCAGCUGGUGUGGCUCGUGUUCGAGCGCGUGCUGACGGAGGACGGCCGUAGCCCGUCCGACCAGUCGUCACCGAGCCAGCCGGCGGACAUGGAGCACCUGAAGAUCGCCAGCGGCUCGGACCUGGUACAGCUGGUGAACGGCGAGCAGCCCUUCUGGCUGGCCGGCUUAACCGAGAUGACGCGCACGUUCGGUCUAGAGCUCAUCGAGUCCAUCCUCACUUCGUUCCCGCACCCCGAGUUCAACUUCCUGCUGAGGCGGGUGUGCGCCAUGGUGAUCAGGCUGUUCUCGCCGAACCUGAAGCACCGGGGCGCGGCCGGCGCACGCGGCGCCGCCAGCCCGCAGGACAAGCCCUACUUCCCGAUCAGCAUGCGGCUUGCUGCGCGUGGUGUCGGUGCUCGUGCAGAGUUCUACCCGCUGCUGUUCACUUUUUGCACACUUUAG
Pollicipes pollicipes is the source of this 1000-nucleotide messenger RNA. RefSeq names its product protein MON2 homolog. Bases 65 to 1000 code for a protein of 311 amino acids. The transcript has 9 exons. The record is from RefSeq and is a predicted model, not a curated record. NCBI's taxonomy places the organism in Eukaryota, Metazoa, Arthropoda, Thecostraca, Pollicipedomorpha, Pollicipedidae.